Podospora pseudocomata is the source of this 1705-nucleotide messenger RNA. RefSeq names its product Exosome non-catalytic core component (gene SKI6). The coding region runs from base 696 to 1529 and encodes 277 amino acids. Gene Ontology annotation, biological process: nuclear mRNA surveillance; U4 snRNA 3'-end processing; poly(A)-dependent snoRNA 3'-end processing. Gene Ontology annotation, cellular component: nucleolus; cytoplasmic exosome (RNase complex); nuclear exosome (RNase complex). The record is from RefSeq and is a predicted model, not a curated record. Lineage: Eukaryota; Fungi; Ascomycota; Sordariomycetes; Sordariales; Podosporaceae. The transcript is spliced from 3 exons.
UCGAUCAUGUUUCUUUCUGGCGGUUCGAUAUGCGGACCUCCUCACCAACCAAGCUGACCUUCCUCUUUUAUUCUUGGACCAAGUGGGUGGCCAUCGUCCAGAGCUGUGCCGCCGGGUGGCUUCCAUUUGCGAAAACCCAAUUGAGCAGCCACUUUUCCAUCAUAUCUACCAGCGCAGUUGGCCAAGUUAACGUUUGUGUCCCCAGCACAGCAGACUUCUGCCAUGAUAACAAAACAUUUCUAAUCGUCAACUGUCAAACGUGAUAUCGAACAUGUCUUGAUCCAGCCUGUGAUGUUGGCUGUCACUGACAGCUCGCGUGCCCCACAGCUACAGAAGCGCAAAAGUGGUCCAAGCUUUCUGUGCCCCGCGACAGACAGACGACGGCAAAGCUAGCUUGUGGAUAUUUUCUGAUAUCCCAAAUUUGGCUUGCCCAUCAAAAUCGACGACAGCGACAAUAGGAGCCCUCCCGCUGAAACUACGAUACUCUGUCAAAUCGAUCAUCGUGACCUCGAUAUUCGAACACAACAGGAUCACAAACACCAACGGUCCAAAACCCUGAUUAAGGCCGCCAAACCCACCCAGCCGACAACCAUCCCCCCAAAGGCCAUAAGCAACUUCGGCGCAGCAGAAUAUCCCCCCAGUUCGAACAAAAGAGGGGAAACCCCUAAACCGACCCCUCCACAAAACCCCCCAUCAUGCCGCUCGACACAUCAACCUACGGCCUCGCCCUCCUUCGCGUCGACGGACGGAGGUGGAACGAGCUCCGUCGCAUCCACGGCCAAAUCCGCACCCAAGCCGCAGCCGAUGGCUCGUCCUACCUCGAAAUGGGCCACACAAAAGUCAUGUGCGUCGUCACCGGCCCUAGCGAGCCCGGUCCGCGCCGUGGAGGAGCAGCAGGGGGAGCCAGCGGCGGCGGUGGAUCUGGCGGGCAGUCCAAAGACGCAGAGGUGGUGGUCAACAUCGUCAUUGCUGGGUUCAGUUCGGUAGAUAGGAAAAGAAGGGGGAGGGGUGACAAGCGCACCCUAGAAAUGCAACUCACCCUCUCCAACACCCUCGCCGCGACCCUCCACACCCACCUCUUCCCCCACUCCCAAAUCAACAUCUCCCUCCACGUCCUCUCCCAGGACGGCUCCCUCCUCGCAGCCCUCAUCAACGCCGCCACGUUGGCGUGUGUGGACGCCGGUAUCCCCAUGACAGACUACGUGACCGCCUGCACGGCCGGUUCAACCUCGACCUACGCCGCCAACGACGAGGGCGCCGACCCGUUGCUCGAUCUCAACCACCAGGAAGAGCAAGAACUACCCGGGCUGACAGUAGCCACCCUUGGUGAAAGCGACAAGGUCGUGGCGUUGGUGUGCGAGAGCAGAGUGCAGAUCAGCCGGUUGGAGGGCAUGCUGGCUGUGGGAGUGGACGGGUGCAAGCAAGUGAGAGAGAUUCUGGAUCAGGUUAUCAAAGCGCAGGGGCGAAAGAUGAUCUUGGAGGGGACAGUAGACAAGGGGACGGGACUCAAUGAUAUGGAUCUGGAUUAAGGAAGCAUUGUCCCGUUGUCAUAUUGUAUGUGUAUCAGUGUGUUUGGUUGGAAUGGCGUUUGGAGAUAGGGUUUUAUCCAUCGGCCGGCGUUUUUGUCAGGAACUUUAACGAUAACAGACAUGGGAGCAAGGCAAUGAUUCAAAGGUGAGAAGAAGCCGGGUUCGUUUUGCUCUCA